UAGUAACAUACUUCUUGAUGAAAAUAUGAACCCAAAAAUUUCAGAUUUUGGAAUGGCAAGAAUGUUUACACAACAAGAAUCUGCAUCAAAUACCAACAGGAUUGUUGGGACAUAUGGCUACAUGUCUCCAGAAUAUGCCAUGGAAGGAACUUUCGCUACAAAGUCGGAUGUCUAUAGCUUUGGAGUUCUGCUGCUGGAAAUUGUUAGUGGAAGAAAAAACACUAGCUUUUAUGAUGAUGACCGUCCAUUAAACCUAAUAGGACAUGUAUGGGAAUUAUGGAAAGAUGGCAAAUGUCUUCAAUUAGUGGAUCCAUCAUUAAAUGAGUUGUUUGAUCGCGAUGAAGUGCAAAGGUGCAUUCAUGUUGGUCUCUUGUGCGUUGAACACUAUGCAAAUGAUAGACCCACAAUGUCUGACAUUAUAUCAAUGUUGACAAACAAGAGUGCAACAGUGUCCUUACCUCAAAGACCAGCAUUCUAUGUUCAAAGAGAGAUCCUUGAUGAAAAUUUAUCUUCUACAGAUUUGUGUACUACUUCUACCGUAGAAAUUGCUACUUCUUUGGAAAUAAAUCAGGGUUAAUUAUUUACGUAUUAAUUGUUAUUACCGAACUAGACAAAUAUGAUGCGUU
Glycine soja is the source of this 626-nucleotide messenger RNA. RefSeq names its product cysteine-rich receptor-like protein kinase 10. The transcript has 3 exons. Gene Ontology annotation, biological process: protein phosphorylation. Gene Ontology annotation, molecular function: ATP binding; protein kinase activity. NCBI's taxonomy places the organism in Eukaryota, Viridiplantae, Streptophyta, Magnoliopsida, Fabales, Fabaceae. The coding region runs from base 26 to 577 and encodes 183 amino acids. The record is from RefSeq and is a predicted model, not a curated record.